This is a messenger RNA of Aspergillus welwitschiae, 740 nucleotides long. RefSeq lists its product as uncharacterized. Lineage: Eukaryota; Fungi; Ascomycota; Eurotiomycetes; Eurotiales; Aspergillaceae. The transcript is spliced from 2 exons. The coding region runs from base 301 to 462 and encodes 53 amino acids. The record is from RefSeq and is a predicted model, not a curated record.
GGUUGGCACAGUCGAAAUCGAGGGAGGAAACUCGGACGAUUAUUUUUGACGGUAUCGUCUCCAAAGUGCGUUCUAGUCUCCAUCUCCCUGCCGAUCAGCCUGUCCUGGAACCCACGGCACUGGUAGAUCUGGGAUUGGACUCGUUGAUCGCGGUGGACAUCCGGACGUGGACCAUGAAGGAGUUGGGGGUGGACGUGCCCGUGUUGAAGCUGUUGGCGGGGAUCACCGUGGAAGAGAUUGUCCGCGAGGCAAUGUCGGAGUUGGGCGAUGUCACUCACGCAAAUUAACAAACAGUAAUUUAUGGCCAUCGAUACAAGAGCGAAUAUAUUUAUAGACGUCGCUCUGAGUCUGGGCAUAACGUAUUUAGUGAGCCAUAUAGGCCAAUGCAGGAAGGACUAUAAGGGCGUUUCCAACCUAUAUCCAGAGGGGGCAGAUUGCCUUGAACAUUCCCAUUCAAGUUAAAAAUUCCGAUUUGGAAUUGGUAUUAGGACAGUGAUUGCAGGCUUAACUUACGGGAGAGAACACCAACUACUCACUAACUAUGCCCUUAUUCUAUUCUCUCGACAGCCUAGAUAUAUGUAUUGUACAGCGCACCUUGAAUGCUGAUUGCGGGUGUUAUGAAUUUACUAUCUCUGCUAGCUAACCCAUUUGUCUACCAAAACGAUGAGAUCUGUGUUGUUGACCGAACUGGAUUGGUCGAAGCAUUACGGGUGUCGCCAUUGGCAUAGCUGUUAGAGGCU